This is a messenger RNA of Raphanus sativus (radish), 933 nucleotides long. Its product is annotated as ethylene-responsive transcription factor ERF003. NCBI's taxonomy places the organism in Eukaryota, Viridiplantae, Streptophyta, Magnoliopsida, Brassicales, Brassicaceae. Gene Ontology annotation, biological process: regulation of DNA-templated transcription. Bases 146 to 688 code for a protein of 180 amino acids. Gene Ontology annotation, molecular function: DNA binding; DNA-binding transcription factor activity. The record is from RefSeq and is a predicted model, not a curated record. The transcript has 2 exons.
CACAUCUCUAUCUCUCAUGAAGCCAACAGUACUUAUAGCCACCCUUCACUCUCCCAAAAACGCUCCUUCACUCCAUCAUCACUUUCCUCUUUGACAUUUCCCGUAAACACUUUCGUAGACCACUCUAAAACUCACCUGAACUCUAAUGGCAAGACCACAACAACGGUUCCGAGGCGUGAGGCAGAGACAUUGGGGCUCUUGGGUCUCUGAAAUCCGCCACCCUCUGUUGAAAACAAGAAUCUGGCUCGGGACUUUUGAGACUGCGGAAGAUGCGGCAAGGGCCUACGACGAGGCGGCUAGGCUAAUGUGUGGCAAUAGAGCUCGUACCAACUUCCCUUACAACCCAAACGCCAUUCCUUCUCCCUCUUCUACGCUACUCUCCGCUACUCUCACCGCUAAACUCCACAAGUGCUACAUGGCUUCUCUUCAGCUGACCAAACAAACGCAAACGCAGACUCAAACACAGAUGCAGAAUGCGAGAUAUGACGGCGUCAUGAAUGUGACGUGUGACGGUAAUCAGUAUAACAGGGGAGGAGGAGGAGGAGUAACGGAGAUCAAGUGGGAAGAUGCGGAUAUGCAACAUAAUUUAAGGCCCUUAGAGGAAGAUGAUAUCGAGCAAAUGAUCGAAGAGCUGCUUCACUACGGUUCCAUUGAGCUCCGCUCUGUUUUACCUACGCAGUCGCUAUGAGAAACGGCCCGGCCCUGUCGUUUUUAAGCGUUAUUCUUUUAAUUUUAUUUAGUUAUAUUUUCCUUCAACCAAACGGCGUCGUUAUGAGAUUAGUAGUGAGGGAAAAGGCUAAUUCCAAGACAUUUGAUCUGAAUUGGCCUCUUUUGAAACACUCAUUCUAGUUUCUACAAGAGCAAUCGAUCAUAUGCUAUGUAAUGUAUAGUAUUUUUAUGAUAUGAAAACAUGUUAUGAAUUUAUUUGCAUCA